GGCUCUGGCUUUUGCUAUGCUUUUUCGUUUCCUGUUUACUCCCGCCGAUCGUGUCGUUGUGUCUUUUCAAUCUUGUUCAGAUUCAUUGCACUUAAACUUUUUCGCAAAAUAUUUGAAAAUCCCUGUAUAAUAGUAAAAUUCUUUAAAAGUGAUGCCGGUACGUUAAAUGCGAUUCGGUAUUAUAGAGUAAACCUGAAAGCUUCUGACAAAAUGUCGGAAUCGUUUACGAUUCAAGUAGCCGAUUCUCUUCGGAGAUUCGAGCCGAAUUCCCCAAGAUCAUCACCAAGAGGAAAUCGCAGUCCAGUUGUUCCCAGACAGCAAGAUUCCACUGGAACCUUAAAAACCACCAUCUCGUUGGGCAAAACCCCAACUAUUGUUCACACAGGGCCAUUUUACCUUCACAAAGAAUUACCAGGAGAUGCUGACCUCACGGGAGCAACAAACCUGAUGGCUCACUAUAAUCUGGAGCAUUCUUACAACAAAUUUAGUGGCAAAAAAUUCAAGGAUUCACUAUCAUCCUUCUUACCUGGUUUACCUGGCAUGAUUGACACACCUGGCAAUACUGAUAACUCCUCUUUAAGAUCCAUUAUCGAAAAGCCUCCAAUUGGUGGGAAGGACUUGGCUUUUCUGAAUUCCUCACAACUUGCAGGAUUCCGCCUUCAUCCAGGGCCGUUACCUGAGCAAUACCAGACUUCAUCUCAGGCUCCUCAAAAGAAGAAGCAGAAACACAAAAAACACAAAAAGAGCAGCGAAAUACCGGCUCAAGAGAUCGGGACUGGACAAGUUGGACCGGGAGUUGGCGUCGUGGGAGAAAGUGGAGCCGGCUCUGGUGGCGAAUCGUACGAAAAGAAGCAUAAAAAGCAAAAGCGGCACGAAGACGAAAAAGAUCGCAAGAAGAAGAAAAAGGAGAAAAAGAAAAAGAAACAAAAACACAGUCCAGAACACCCAGGGGCGUCAGCCUCAUUAGCUACAAAUUCGAACAGCAAUCCACCAGGAAUGAUGCCUCUCCUUUAACAACAGUUCUCGUCACUUUGAUUUAUUUCGAAUUUCGCUGCUUCAUUCGAGAGUAUAAAUAAAAUUCCAUACAAU
Daphnia carinata is the source of this 1089-nucleotide messenger RNA. RefSeq names its product mediator of RNA polymerase II transcription subunit 19-like (gene MED19). Lineage: Eukaryota; Metazoa; Arthropoda; Branchiopoda; Diplostraca; Daphniidae. The record is from RefSeq and is a predicted model, not a curated record. Bases 211 to 1014 code for a protein of 267 amino acids. Gene Ontology annotation, biological process: positive regulation of transcription by RNA polymerase II. Gene Ontology annotation, cellular component: mediator complex. Gene Ontology annotation, molecular function: transcription factor binding; transcription coregulator activity. The transcript has 3 exons.